Hydractinia symbiolongicarpus is the source of this 3796-nucleotide messenger RNA. Its product is annotated as calcium-activated potassium channel slowpoke-like. Gene Ontology annotation, molecular function: large conductance calcium-activated potassium channel activity. The transcript is spliced from 28 exons. The coding region runs from base 298 to 3576 and encodes 1092 amino acids. The record is from RefSeq and is a predicted model, not a curated record. Lineage: Eukaryota; Metazoa; Cnidaria; Hydrozoa; Anthoathecata; Hydractiniidae. Gene Ontology annotation, cellular component: membrane. Gene Ontology annotation, biological process: transmembrane transport; potassium ion transport.
UAAGCAAAGUUUGAUGACAUUAAUAAUUUAAUUUUGAUCAAUUUAUUUUUUACCUGCUGAGAAGAUCAAAUAUGAAAAAAAUGAGUUUGAUAGAUAUAAUUAUGUGAAUUAUUUAUGUUUCAUUAAUUAUGUCCACAAAAUUAUUCACAUUUGAAGUAUUAAAUCUAAGUCUUGUUAAGUGAAAAGUUAAAAGUAAGACACAAUCUGUUGUCAACAUCAAUAAGUUAGAAAGGUAGUAAGUUAGAUAAAAAAAAUAGUUUGUGGCACACAGAAACUGAAAUUUUAGAGUUUGCUUUCAUGGCUACAUCAUGUGACAAAGCCGUAUCGUUCCCAACAAAUGACCGAAUAUGGUACAAAUUUAUUGUUUGGUCCUUGAUUAUCUAUGUUGGAGGUAUUAUUCUCAUUUUGAUUGGCAGAUCAAUCAAUUGGAUAUUUUGUUAUAAAAAAAAGACUCAAAUUUCAACAACAUACAGCUCAGACGAGGGCAUAGAUGAGCCUGAUGAUGAUGAGGAAGAAUUGGAGCAAGGACUGUAUCUAACUUUCAAGGAAGGAGCUGCCAGUCUGAUAUCAGGACACUCUGUACAAGGCAGAGUCGUUGUUAUCUUGUCAUUCAUUUGCAAUUUGGCAGCAUGUGCUCUUUACAUCACAGAAUCAUCAUACCCUGUUGAGCAUUGCUUGAAAGAUGAUGAUAUUUUGUGGAAAGUGGAAAUUAUCUUGAAUGGAUUUUUUAUUUUUCACUUCAUUAUACGGUUUUUUGCGGCUCAUGACAAGUUACAUUUCUGGACUUCUGAUCCACUGACCAUCAUUGAUUUCUUAACUGUACCAACAGUAUUCCUGGCAAUUUAUUAUGAUCGCAAUUGGAUAGGUCUUCGCUUUGUUAGAGUGAUCACUAUGAUGAAUUUGUCAGAAAUUUUGCAAUUUUUGAAUGUGUUAACCGCAGGCACUGCUGUGGAACUGGUACAUAUGCUUGGAACAUUUUUAGCUGUCUGGUUAACUUCAGCAGGAAUGGUGCACCUUUUUGAGAAUACUGGAGAUUUUUGGCCACCGAUAAGCUAUCAAAAUAAUCGUACAAUCAAUUUCUUUGAAUCUACUUAUUUUCUGCUGGUAACCAUGUCGACAGUGGGCUAUGGAGAUAUUUAUUGCAUGACAUACCUUGGAAGAUUAUUCUGUAUGUUUUUCAUCGCAAUAGGUUUGGGUUUGUUUGCAUCCUACCUUCCAGCAAUACAAGCAUAUUUCUCAUCUCAUACAAAAUAUCAUCUGAACUUUAAACCUACUGCUGGAAAGAAGCAUGUUAUUGUGGCUGGCCAUAUAACAGAAAACAGUAUCAAAUCGUUUCUUCGAGAUUUCCUGCACCCUGAUAGAGAUGAUCCUUCAACAACUGCGGUUUUUCUCUCUCCAGAGCUCCCUGAUGUGGCAAUGCAAGCGAUAUUAAAGAGAUAUGAGUCACGAGCACUUUAUUAUGUUGGAACUAUAUAUAGCACAGAGGAUUGUGCUCGAAUGCAAAUGAGAAAAGCUGACGCUGUGAUCAUAUUAUGUAACAAAAAAUCACAUGAUCCAGAGGAAGAAGACAGUGAGAACAUUACAAGAGUUAUAUCAGUGAAGAACUUUUAUGAGAACACUCGCUGCAUUGUACAGUUGAUAAUGAAUGCCAGUAAAAGUCACCUGCUCAAUUGUCCUCAAUGGAAUCGUAGUCUUGGUGAUGAAAUUGUUUGUAUCAAUGAGUUAAAACUUGGUUUCAUGGCACAAAGUUGUAAUGCUCCAGGCUUUUCAACGUUGAUUGGAAACUUGUUUUCUAUGAGAAGCGACACAACCACUGUUGAUAUACACGAAUCAGAACAAUGGAAAGUUGCUUAUAUUACUGGUGCAGCAAAUGAGAUCUACACUGCUCAUCUAUCAAACUCCUUUGCUGGACUAACUUUCGUACAGGCAGUGGAGAUCUGUUUUGAGAAGUUGAACCUUUUGUUGAUUGCCAUUGAAAUAAAAAUUUCAAAAACAGAAAAAUAUGUGUCAAUAAAUCCAAGUGGCGACGAAAAAUUGGGAAAAAAUUGUACAGCUUAUGUGUUUGCACAGAGUCAACUUGAUGCUGACCGUGUUUCAAAAUAUUGUUCAAUUUGUCAUAAAGAUUUGGUGGAUGCAGAACGAAUGGUCAGAUGUCGCUGUCGACGCAAUAGAAAAAGAACAGCACUCUUCUCAAACAACAACAAGAAGCAAACAGAUACUUUGGUCGAUUUAGAUCCAACCCAUCUAUUGGAGGAAAUUGUUGAUGACUCAGCAAAAUUGCAGAAAAAUUUAACUGGAGAUUACUACCCAAAUGGUGACAAGCCGAAAUUUGAUCAAAGUGGAACAUUUUAUUGGUGUGAAGGUCGGUCUUUUGAAGUAGCAAAGUUGACUCUAAACGAGGCAGCCAGUGAAAAGUUUAAGAAUCACGUUUUGAUUUUGGUUUUAAGUACUCGCGAGUCUGCUUCGCUUGAGCUGAGACAACUGGUAUUGCCUUUGAGAGCCAGUAACACUAAUCCUGCUUCGUUGAAAAAGGUGGUCAUUUUGGGAGAUGGUGAAUUUUUGCAACGAGAGUGGAGAAGUUUGACGAAUUUUCCUGAUGUUGAUGUCGUAGCGGGCUCGCCUUACAAUCGUUCUGAUUUACGAGCUGUAAACGUAGACACUGCAGAUAUGGUGAUUUUGUUAUCUCCUGGAUUUAACGCGAAAGCUGUAGAACACCAAGCAUUAUCAGAUAAGAAGGCUAUUCUUGUUACGUUAAACCUCAAAGCGAUGAGGUUUGAUCGUUCAAAACUGUCUGAAUAUACAUCAUCACAAGGUAACGGAAAUACAAUGGCUGAUCAAGCAGUGGAAGGUGACCCUGCUGCAGUUACUCAUGGAACAGGUCUACCAACUUCUGUCUCCAGGAACCCGUCACGUAUGACAGUUGUGUCACAAGGAGGAGGUUCGGAUACAACGAAAGCUCUUGAAGUUACAGAAGAUUGGCAGACUGCAUUGAUCCCGAUGAUAACUGAGCUAUUGUACGACUCAAACGCAAUGUACUUGGAUCAAGACGAUAUGAAUAUAUAUGAUGAUGAAGAAAUUUUUCUGACUCAACCGUAUGCUUGUGGGUCAGCUUUUACUGUUUCUGUUUUGGACUCGUUGGUCAGCGCUACAUAUUACAAUUCGGAAAUUCUUACACUGGUUCGAAAUAUUGUGACAGGAAGUGUUGGUUCAGACUUGGACGAGCUUCUGUCAGAAGGGAAGCAACCAAAUGGAAAUUACGAAACCCGGGAAAUUGCUGCUACACGAAACAGAUGUCGUGUUGCUCAGAUGUCACUCACUGAAGGUCUUCUCUCGGAUUUUGGACAAUGUGGAACAUUCGGUGAUUUAUUCUUAUACGCGCUACGUACGUACAAUAUGAUAUGUCUUGGCCUGUAUCGAUACCGAGACGCUCAACGAAGCAGUCCAAAGAAUUCGAAAAGAUACGUUAUCACUUUCCCGCCAUUUAAUUUUGUGCUCUCGCCCACAGAUCUUGUUUUUGUGUUAAUGCAAUUUCAAUCUGGUAAAAAGAAAAAGCGUACCGGGAGAAAGCCGAAAUAGAUUUACAAACUAUGUCGAUGAGAAAUGAGGCUAGGGAGAGCGUGUUCCAGCGAAAUUUUAUAUUAUUUAAAUACAUAGUUCUUUACGAUGCACUCCGUUUUAAAUAUUUCAAUGCUUUUGUUGGUAAUGGCCCAAACGUGUCUUAGUUAGCUUAGAUUUUUUAGUUGUACGAGGCAAGAAAUAGCGGACGACCUCAUUACCUGAAAAUUCUCUCCAAUCA